Gordionus sp. m RMFG-2023 is the source of this 2325-nucleotide messenger RNA. Its product is annotated as sentrin-specific protease-like. The record is from RefSeq and is a predicted model, not a curated record. Gene Ontology annotation, cellular component: nucleus. Gene Ontology annotation, molecular function: deSUMOylase activity. The transcript is spliced from 14 exons. Bases 16 to 2178 code for a protein of 720 amino acids. Lineage: Eukaryota; Metazoa; Nematomorpha; Gordioida; Chordodea; Parachordodidae. Gene Ontology annotation, biological process: proteolysis; protein desumoylation.
AAGCAACAUUCUAUUAUGGUCAGAAAGACAAUAUCUGAUUUUCACAUACCUAAUAAUACUAAAACUUUAAAUUCAAAAUCAUUAACGAGACAAUUGUUAAGAAUGCUUAGUGAUUCACCCUACUAUAACCUAAAAAAUAAUAUUGAUUAUAAAUAUUACAAUGGUAGGUCAAAUGAUGAUAAUUCUAAUAGUUUUGACGAUAAAAUACUAGUAAAUGAAAUUCAUUCUAAAUCUAAUCAAAAAAAAACUAUUCCCCAUGAUGAGGUGCAUGACAUAAUUCCAAAUAAUGUUGAUAUGGAAAUAACCAAUAUGUCUGAGAAAUCUUGCAUUAAAUCACAAUCAUUUAUAAAUAAAUACAAAUAUAAUAGACUUUCAACAAAUGAUAAUACACCAUUUUUUUUGAAAAGCCUCAAUAGUGAGCCUCUAUAUAAAGGGAAUGAUGAUAAAUCUUUAAAUAAUAUUAACAAUGAGAUUUUGCUCAAUGAUACAUCUUCUAUAAAGGAAGAUAACACACAUUAUCAAUCAAUCACAGAACAAUAUGAUUUUCCUUUAAUUAUUAGCAAAUUAGAAACUGAUAACAAUUUGAGAAAAAAAUUCUUUGAAUCAAUAAAACAAUCAACAAUUAUCAGUCAUGAAAUUAAAAAAUAUUUUAAUUGUGAAAAUGAUAACAUGUAUUCUCCUAUUAAAAGAUAUAAUAUUCCAAUGCAAUUUAAAAAUUCAUUCUUAUUUCCUCAAAAUCAAAAGAAAACAAGUUUUCUAGACAUAUUUCAUUUUGAUACAUCACAGCAUUUGGCAUUAACUUCUGAUAACAAAGCUGGUUCCUCAGCUACUGAAGAAAUCAAACCUUUACCAUAUUCCUCAUUUAAACAGUUCACUUUAAAUUCAAGUGGUGUUGAUAUGGAGUCAUCUAACAACUUAUCUCAGUGUAAUAACAGGGAUUUAAACAUCCGCGACUAUUUAGAAGAUGUUAAUGAUAGCCAAAAAUUGCCCAACAUCAGUAACGAUAACCAUAUCCAAAUUCGCGAUGAAGAUAAUCAAUCUAUCCUAUCAACCAAUUCAAAAUAUUCAGAAACUACACCCUCUACUACUUCCUCUAAUCUACCCUCAACAUCUGAUUCAUUUCGAAAUUCCUCUUCUAUCAUAGAAGAGGAAUUGAACAAGCAAAUAGCAGCCCUAUCACUUAACCAGAAAAAGAUCGAUUUGACCCUUUUCAAAUGUCAACUCGACUCCAGAUCUUGGCGUGGUUCCUUGCUCCCUCUAUCCUCCAUGGACUCGGAUCACAAGCUCAAAUUACUUGCUACAUCCGUUCAGCGCCGCUACGACAGAGCCUUAUCUAGUUUGAGUCGAUUCACUCCCCAACUCUUUGACGAAUUACUGGACGACGAUUUGGUUUACCUCAGGGAUUCUACCAAAGAUAGGAAAGACUUACCCAUAGAAAAUUAUCCCAAUCUAACUAUGGAAGAUAAAAAACGCAUAGAGUCGCUACUGUAUCAAGGUUCCAAAAAUGACAUAGUAAUUCAAGCUUUUAGGAUUGACGUGAAACGGUCGGAUUUGCAUACCCUCGAUCACAUCAAUUGGCUUAAUGAUGAGAUAAUAAACUUUUACCUCAACAUGAUCACCGAAAGAAGCGAGAAAUCAUCUAAUUCUAGCACAGACGACGAAACAGAUAAAGGCUCGACGACAACCCUUUACCCGUCUUGUUUCAAUUUUAACACAUUUUUCUUCACGCAAUUUACGAAUAAAGGUUACGCCUCUGUUAAACGAUGGACCAAAAAGGUGGAUAUCUUUAGUAAGGAACUUAUUCUCAUGCCGGUACACAUAGGCGCUCAUUGGUGUAUGGCGAUCAUCGAUAUGAAAAUGAAGGUCAUCAUUUACUUUGAUUCUCUAUAUUCGGAUCCCCAUGAAUACUACCUUCAGAUGCUGCUAAAUUAUUUGGAAGAAGAAAGCAUGGACAAAAGAAAAAAAGCGUUUGACACUACGAAUUGGAAAUUGAUAAAUGCUCAAAAUGUACCCCAACAAAACAACGGUAGCGAUUGUGGAGUUUUUGCUCUUAAAUACGCCGAAUUUAUAUCCCGGAGAGAAAAUUUUACUUUCACUCAAGCUAGUAUGCCCUACUUUAGAAGAAGAAUGAUACUCGAAAUUUCAAAUAACCGUUUAUCACCGACUGAGAUUAUUUAAAUUAUUUGUACAUUAAAUGUUUCUAUUCGCGGAUUUGUUUUUUUAUAAUGUGUAUUAUAUAUUUAUGUUAUACCUUUUGUACAUAAUAAUUAAAUUUAAGUCAGUAAAUUUUUUUUUUUGGAAAUAAAAUGCGAUAAUGAUCAUCGA